Molecule: messenger RNA, 903 nt
Organism: Malassezia sympodialis ATCC 42132
Lineage: Eukaryota; Fungi; Basidiomycota; Malasseziomycetes; Malasseziales; Malasseziaceae
Cellular component (GO): cytoplasm; nucleus
Molecular function (GO): mRNA binding
Source: RefSeq, a predicted model, not a curated record
AUGACUGCGCCCACACGCCUGUACGUCGGCCGCCUGGCCCCCAGCACAACACGCGACGAUGUUUCGGACCUAUUCAAGAAUGUCGGACGCCUCGUGGAUGUGCGCGUCCUGAACGGCUUUGGCUUUGUCGAGUUUGAGGACUCGCGCGAUGCCGACUAUGCCGUGCGCGACUAUGACGGCACCAUGUUCAUGGGCGACCGCAUCAUUGUGCAGCCGGCCAAGCAGCCUGCGCGUCGCGACCGCGACCGCGAUGGGUACGGCCGCGGCCGCGACCGCGACGGGUACGGGCCGCCGCGCGACCGCUACCGCGAUGAGCCUCCGCGCGACCGCUACCGCGACGAGCGCCGCCGCGGCCCGCGUCGUGGCCAGUACCGGAUCAUUGUGUUCAACCUGCCGCCCGGCACGAGCUGGCAGGACCUGAAGGAUGUCGGGCGCGAGCACGGCCAUGUGACGUUCUCGGACAUCAACCCGUACCGGUCGGACGAGGGCGCCCUGGAGUUCGAGACGCGUGAGGACUACGAACGUGCGCUGGCACGCAUUGAAGGCACCGAGCUGCGUGGCAACCGCCUCCGGGCCGAGCCCGACGGUGAGCUGCCGCCGCCCGAGCCGUCCUCGUACGACCGCCGCGACCGCAGCCCUGAGGCGCGCGACCGCGACUCGUACGCGCGCGACCGCUACCGCGACGAGCGCCCGCCGCCGCCGAUGCGCGGUGACGACCGCUACGAGGACGAGCGCCCUCCGCCGCCGAUGCGCGGUGACGACCGCUACGAGGACGAGCCGCGCCGCGACGAGCCUCCGGCGCAAGAGCCGGAGCGCGAGCCUGCGCAGGAGCCUGCGCCGGAGCCCGCGCAGGAGCCCGAGUCUGCACCGGCGCAAGAGCCCGCGCCGGCGGACGCGGCCUAA